Messenger RNA from Adineta steineri, 720 nucleotides. Lineage: Eukaryota; Metazoa; Rotifera; Eurotatoria; Adinetida; Adinetidae. The record is from the annotation of a GenBank genome assembly.
AUGCAACCAACAUAUUUGUAUACAUCCGAUUUUGAUCGAGAAAUACAAUGGCGUUCAAAAUUUUCUAUGGGCAUACCGAUUUUACUCGGACUUUUACAAAUGAUAUUAACAUUUAUUAUAAUUGCACUUGAAAUAGCAUCUGUUGUUAUAUCACCAAUAUUUGGAACACUUUAUGCAGGAUUUUGGUUAUCAGUUAUAUUUACUCUAUCAUGGAUAUCUAUGCUUGGAUUAGCUUGUUGCCAUCGUGCUCGUAAAUGGGCAACAUUUGUGUUUUUAAUAUCACUACUUUGUGCUGCAGCUGCUAUAGCUCUCAUUGUUUUGGAUGCAUUCUUUAUUGGAAAUAUAAGUCGAUGUUUUUUUUCAAAAGUAAAUUGUGAUGAAUUAAUAUCAUCAUAUCCUCGAUUAUUUAGUCAACCACUUGGAAGAAAAGUUCAAGUUUUAAAAGCUCAAUUAGCAUGUGCAGCAUUAUUGCUAGCAACAGCUAUUUUAUAUAUACUUUAUUAUAUUUCUGUAAGUAUGUCUGCUCGUCGAGGUGCGAAUCGUGUACUUAUUGAACAUCAUCAAUUACCAGUACAACUUGUUCGACAUACCAAUACGCAUUCACCACAACAACCAAAAAUAAUAUCGGCGCCUCCUAUUUAUGAUCCAAGUCAAGUUGAAUGUCCACAUUGUGGAACAUUUAUUAAAUUAGCACAAAAAACACGAUAUACAUAUACUUAA